UUGAUAUGAAUGAUUCUCACUGGCUAUUUGCCCUUCCAGGAAUACGUGGCUCAGUUCAACCUGAGCCGUGCAUAUUGGAUUGGAAUCAAGCACAAUCCGCUGGAACCCACUUGGAUGUGGGUGGAUGGGACAACUGUACAAGAUGGCCUAAUAUUCUGGGACCAAGGCAGCCCCGACAGUCACUUCGACUACGAGCUGGAGGCUUUCAAGAACUGCAUCUCCCUGCGCCGAGGAGCCUGGGCUAACGCUGUGUGCAGUGCUCAGCAGCACUGGAUCUGCAAACGGAGAUCGGAGCCAGUCCCGUUUAAAUUGUGAGGGUCGGU
Molecule: messenger RNA, 323 nt
Organism: Carcharodon carcharias (great white shark)
Lineage: Eukaryota; Metazoa; Chordata; Chondrichthyes; Lamniformes; Lamnidae
Product: CD209 antigen-like protein C
Exons: 2
Coding region: 10-315 (101 amino acids)
Source: RefSeq, a predicted model, not a curated record